This is a messenger RNA of Tetrapisispora phaffii CBS 4417, 945 nucleotides long. RefSeq lists its product as uncharacterized. Bases 1 to 945 code for a protein of 314 amino acids. NCBI's taxonomy places the organism in Eukaryota, Fungi, Ascomycota, Saccharomycetes, Saccharomycetales, Saccharomycetaceae. The record is from RefSeq and is a predicted model, not a curated record. Gene Ontology annotation, cellular component: Golgi apparatus. Gene Ontology annotation, biological process: Golgi organization; protein secretion. The transcript has a single exon.
AUGUGCAUUUUAUUUCUAACAAGAAGUCAUCCUGAUUAUGAAUUAAUAUUGAUAUCUAACAGGGACGAAUUUUUACAAAGGAAAACCGCAUUUUCAUGUUGGAAUGAGAGAUCUAAUUGUGAGGUAUUGUGUCCAUAUGAUUUAUCUCGAAAUGAAACUGAUCCCAGCAAGUUUGGUACUUGGUGUGGUAUUAAUGAAUUUGGAAGAGUGUCAUCUGUGUUAAAUUUAAAAAUGGAUGAAAAUAAAGUUGAAGAUAAAAACGUUAGGAAAAAAUCUAGAGGAUAUUUACCAGUCAAAUUUUUAGAUAACAGAAAAGAGAAUAGUUUUAAUGACUGGAAUUCAUAUAGCAAAUUUUUGAAACAAUAUCCGGAUCUUGAAAAGACAGGAUCUUUUAAUUUAUUUAUAGGAGAUGUUAAAAAGCAAGAAUAUGCACUAAUUGAUUCCUUCGGACAGACAAAAAGAAUACUUGACGGUAAAGAUGAGAAUGGCAAAUCAAGUGUAGUUAUAUCUAAUUCCGAAUUUAUUUCUAAUGAUAAAGAAAGAUGGCAUAAAAUAAGUAAUGGUGAGAAGUUAAUGGAUGAAUUUUUAAGUAAAGAUAUUCGUGACGAAAAUUCAGUGAUAGAAAGUUGUUUCAAAAUCGCCUCAACAAGUGAGUUAACAAAUGAAUAUUUGCAUUCUCAUGAUGAUAUUUUAGAUUUGAUGACAGAAACAGUUUUUGUCCCACCAAUAAAGUUAGAAAAUCCUGUCGAAAAAGAUAAUAUUGGCGCUUCAUUACCUGUCGGUAAGUUCUAUGGGACGAGAUCACAGAUAGUUAUAUUGGUAAAUAAAGAAAGAACUACAGUCCGAUAUAUGGAGAGAGUCCUAUAUGAAUGUGAUGAUGAUGUUUCGAAAGCAGGGAUCGAAAAACCAAUAAAUGAACUUAAUUUCGAAUAUAACAUCCUUUAA